AUGGCUCCAGGGCUCCUGACAACCAGGGAUAAGACAGUAAUAGCUUUCAGAGAUGUAGCUGUGGCCUUCACAGAGAGAGAGUGGAAGCUGUUAAGUCCUGCCCAGAGGAUCCUGUAUCAGGAUGUAACGCUGGAGACCUACAGCCAUUUGGUGUCGCUAGGAAUUGCCUUUUCCAAACCAAAAUUCAUCACACAACUGGAGCAAGGGGACGAGCCCUGGCGAGAAGAGAGCGAAUGCCUUCGGGAACUCUGUCCAGAACCAAGGACAGAAUUCCAGCCUAAUCUCUCCUGCCUGGCGGCCUUUUCUAGUCCGCAGUUCCUCAGACAACAAGUGCUGUGUGGCCGCUCCCCUGAGAUUUCCCCAGGCUCUUCUGUAGGAAGUCACUUCCCACUGGACGCUCCAAGCUGCUUGAGAGAAAAAGCAGAAGAUGGAGAGAGCGAAGGCUCUGGCACCGUGGUCAGGAGGCUGCAGCUAAAUGGGACUUCUAACAUAUUCUUUGGCCCAUUUCAAGGUCAGCCAGUACACAGGGUGGAAGGCAACAGAGGUGAAGGAACAGACCAGGAGAUGAAUCCUGAGGGGUCAGACAUGUUGACAGGGGCAGACUGCUCAGCAUCUGGAGCAGUCAUGUAUGAAAAAUAUACACAAGGACGCAGCACAAACGCAAGCCUGGUUCGCCUCCAGAAGCAUCAUGCAUGCCCUGAAUGUGGCCGAGGUUUCUGCCAGAGGUCAGACCUCCUCAAGCACCAGAGGAUGCACACAGGGGAGAAGCCUCACAGUUGUGGGGAGUGUGGACGAGGCUUUGGCUGGAAGUCCUCCCUCACCACACACCAGAGGAAACACUCGGGGGAGACGUACCCGUGCAGGGAAUGUGGGCGACACUUCAGGUAUACGUCCUCGCUCACUAACCACAAGAGGAUACACUCCGGAGAGAGACCCUUUUUCUGUCAGGAGAGUGGGAGAGGCUUUCGUCAGAAGAUCGCCCUUGUCCUGCACCAGAGGACACACUUGGAGGAGAAGCCCUUCCUAUGUCCUGAGUGUGGGAGAGGCUUUUGCCAGAAGGCAUGGCUCCUGCAACACCAGAGCUCACAUUCUGGUGAGAGGCCCUUCUUGUGCCUGGAGUGCGGGCGUGGUUUCAGGCAGCAGUCCCUGCUCCUCAUUCACCAGGUCACACACUCCGGGGAGAAGCCUUAUGUCUGUGCUGACUGUGGCCACGGCUUUCACCAGAAUGCCACCCUCAUCAGACACCAGAGGACGCACACAGGGGAAAAGCCUUACCUGUGCUCUGAGUUCGGGCGUGGCUUUCAGCAGAAGGUCGCCCUCAUAGGACACCAGAGGCCUCACACUGGAGGGAAGCCCUAUGUGUGCCCUGAGUGUGGGCGGGGCUUUGGUCAGAAGGUUACCCUCAUCAGACACCAGAGGACACACACAGGGGACAAGCCUUACUUGUGCUCCCAGUGUGGCCGCACGUUUGGCUUCAAGUCACUUCUCACCAGACACCAGAGGACACACUUAGGGGAGGGUUCUGAUGGGUAUGGAGUGUGUGAGCAAAGACCUAGCCAGAAAUCUGACCUCACCUCUGACCAAAGCACACACUCAGGAGAGAAGCCAUGCGUGCGUGGGGAGUGUGGGCGGGGCUUUAGCCAGAAGUCUCACCUCCACAGACAGAGGACCACGUCGGCCAUCACUCCCUCCCAAAAGAGCUGUUCUCCUGACCUUUCUUUUCCUUUUGCCCUCCGUGCGCGGACGGUAGAAGUCACUAGGAAAUGUCCCCCUGUUCUCCAUUGCAGUGGAGAAAAAGUACUGCAUUCUUUCAGUGAUAAGAGAGUUGGUUUAUGUUUUCCUUCCUGCACUAGGAAUGUGUGCUAA
This is a messenger RNA of Eptesicus fuscus (big brown bat), 1866 nucleotides long. It is a transcript of the gene ZNF169, whose product is annotated as zinc finger protein 169. The record is from RefSeq and is a predicted model, not a curated record. Gene Ontology annotation, biological process: negative regulation of transcription by RNA polymerase II. Lineage: Eukaryota; Metazoa; Chordata; Mammalia; Chiroptera; Vespertilionidae. Gene Ontology annotation, molecular function: DNA-binding transcription repressor activity, RNA polymerase II-specific.